This is a messenger RNA of Caenorhabditis briggsae, 663 nucleotides long. The transcript has 5 exons. The record is from RefSeq and is a predicted model, not a curated record. Lineage: Eukaryota; Metazoa; Nematoda; Chromadorea; Rhabditida; Rhabditidae. Gene Ontology annotation, molecular function: oxidoreductase activity, acting on a sulfur group of donors, disulfide as acceptor. Bases 1 to 663 code for a protein of 220 amino acids.
AUGACGAUAAUAAGAACUUUAUUCGUUUAUUAUUCUUUCCUAUUUAUUCUGGUAUUAUGUUCUUCGAAAGACACUGAAGUAAAUAAUGGAGAGAAAGUGAAUAUUGUUGCAUUCGGUGAAGGACGAUGCUCGGAUACUUCAUUUUGGAUGAAAUGGCAUUGGCUUCCAAUGUGGAGAAUGUUGGGUUCAACAGGAAGAAUAAACUUCGAAUACCAUCCAUACGGAAUUAAGACAACUUGUGUUGAUUCGGAUUCUGGAGAUGAUGUUGUUUGUGAAUGCCAUCAUGGAGCACGAGAAUGCCUUCUCAAUCAGCUUCAGGCUUGUGUCAUAGAAGCACUUCCCAAUUUCGAAGAGUAUAUGGAAGUUGUUACAUGCAUUCAAGGAAAACAGAAUAUAAGCAUGGCUGCGGAAGCGUGCUUCAAUGAACCAUCAAAAUUAGAAAGGGCAAAAAUGAUGAGCUGUGCUGACAGUCGACACGGAAGAAAACUAUUCAGUGACCAUGAAAACUUUGUGGCCCAAAUGGCUCCAGAAAUGGAUUGGGCUCCAUGGAUUUUAAUCAAUGGCAAACGUUAUAAGGAAGCUGAAGAAGAUUUAUGGCAGUUUCUAUGUGACCGCUUCAUUGAUCCGCGUCCGAUUCAUUGUCCAAAGAAGAUCAUUUACUAG